This is a messenger RNA of Dermatophagoides pteronyssinus (European house dust mite), 1344 nucleotides long. RefSeq lists its product as uncharacterized. The record is from RefSeq and is a predicted model, not a curated record. NCBI's taxonomy places the organism in Eukaryota, Metazoa, Arthropoda, Arachnida, Sarcoptiformes, Pyroglyphidae.
UAAUUCAUAUGACGUCAAAAAAAAAUGGAAAUAAUUUACCUUUUAUCAUCCUAUAUCAUUAUCAUCAUCGUACUUUUAAUUGGUAGUGGUCAAUCCAGUUUAAAUUUUCAUCAUUCAAGAUCAACACGUCAUUCAAAAAAAACAACAUCAUCGAAUAAUAAUAAUGAUAUCAUUGAUUUUCGUUAUAACACUGGUCGUAUUGAUGGUAUCAUUAAUUUUAUUAAUGGUUCAUUAUUAAUAAUAAGUAAUGGUUAUUAUUGGUUACUUGAUUAUAAUAAUCCAUUACCAUCAACAUAUAAUGUUAAUGGUCGUGUUGAACAAUUAUACGAUGGAUUUGAUAAAAUUGAUGCAAUGUGGAUAGAUCCAUAUAAUGAUAUUAGUCCACAAAUUUAUCUUAUAUCCAAUUCACCUGAAUAUGGUCUACGUGUUGUUUGUAAAGAAUUUGAUGAUGAACCAUUUAAUGAUGUUUCAAGUUUUUGUCAUCUACCAGUUGAUAAUCGAUGGUUAACAGCAUUAAAAGAUUUGGAUCCUAAUCGACCAAUUGAUGCAGCAACAUGGCGUAAUCGUACAAAAAAUCAAGAUGGUGGUUUUUGGGUAUUUUUUCAAGGGAGAAAAAUGAUUACUAUCGAUCCAUAUGAAAUGAAACUUCGAUUCACUUAUGACAUACAAAAAUGGAUGUCCAUCAACGAUUCAUUAACAGCUGCAUUCUUUGAUUAUCGUAAAAGUAUCUAUCAUUUGUUUUUAGAUAAUAAUCGAUAUUAUACAUGGACAGUGAAUAUUUCGUAUAUGAAUAGUUUACCAAUGUCAUGGGAUCGAGCUUUUCUUCAUGGCAAACUUAGUCCAUUGAUGCAGAUUAAUCGAGAUUUUUUCGGAUUUCCCGAAAAAGAUAUACGACCUUAUCCACAACCUUAUUUAAGGAAAAAUUCUCAAGAUAUUCAAACAAAUCAUAUAGUGCCUGGCGAAGAAUUCGAUGAUGAUAUGGAUGUACGACGUCGACGAUUAUCAACAACAACAACAACGACAACCUUAGCUCCAAGACAUUGGUUACCACGAAAACCAAUUCAACCUAAAUUGCCUUAUAAUUAUAAUCAAAGAAACAAUGAAAAUAAACAUGAUAAUAAUGAUGAUCGUUCAAAUUUUAUUCAAACUGAUUAUGAUUCUCAUCUUUGGCGUUUAAAACAAGAAAAUGUUCGUGAUUUUAUUCCAAUCAAAUCGAAUCAUAUACGUCAAACAGAUAUUUCAUCCGAAGCAUUGUUGGUUCAUUCGUCAACAUCAUUAUCUUCAACAUCGUCAACAAACAUCUCGAAACCUUGUACAAAAAUGAUUUAUUUCAUCACAGUUUUU